AUGUUUGUGAGUGUUUUAUGUGGCUUCAGUAUCAGUCUGCCGGAGAGAGUAGAAGCUCUAGAAGGAUCCUGUGUUUUUAUAUCCUGCACAUUCCAGAUUGAUCAAACAUAUAAUGCUUACCUCACUGAUUCUGCAAAGAGAUUAUGGUAUAAAGAUGGAAAAGAUGCAGUUUUGGUGUUUAACUCCAGCAGCCCUGACAGUGGACUCUUAACAGGAGAAAUAUUUGGUAAACCUACAGAGAAAAACUGCAGCACUCGCUUCAAUAAUCUCAAACCAACAGACAAUGGAUCAUAUUUCUUCAGACUUGAAGGCAACGGUGGACUGAAAUGGAGCUACAGAAACCCUGAUUUCUCCCAAGUUGAAAUAGUUGUCAGAGCGUCUCCACCCAAUCCCACAGUGCUUCUGUUUCAGGAUCAGCAGGAGGUGAUGGAGGUGACGGAGGGAAAAUCAGUGACUCUGAGCUGCUCUAUUAAGAUCUUUUGUCCAUUUCAUCCACCAUCUCUCACAUGGAGCUUCAGUCCUGAACUCCUCAUCAAUGCAAACAUCACAGAACAGCAGCAUCAAAGCCAAACACAUUACUACUCUGAUCUGAUGUUCACUGUAACUCAUCAUCAUCACAGAGCUGAAUUCACCUGCACUGCAACACAGCAGCAGAUCACAACACACAGCACCCGACAGCUACAUGUUCAGUAUGCUCCAAAAAACACAUCUGUUCAUAUAUACGGUGCAGCAGUGGAGGGUCAUUCAGUGACUCUGAGCUGCAGCAGUGAAGCAAACCCAGCAGCGAACUACAGCUGGUACAGACACACUGAAGGAGACCUGGAACCACCGACUGGACCAAACCUGACUAUCAGCAACACCAACCGGUCUCACAGUGGACGAUACUACUGUUCAGCUGAAAACCAACACGGAGCUCAGAACAUAUCAGUGCUGCUGGACGUCCAGUGUAAGUAUUAG
Messenger RNA from Danio rerio (zebrafish), 957 nucleotides. The record is from RefSeq and is a predicted model, not a curated record. Lineage: Eukaryota; Metazoa; Chordata; Actinopteri; Cypriniformes; Danionidae.